GAUACCAUUACAUGGACGUGGAAAGGUCCCGGAGCGUUUCACAUUUUGUGGCUCACUCUGUGUCAGCCUCAUAACUCCAUUGAGAUUGAGUACUUGCCUGUUUACAGUCCAUCGAACGAGGAGAAAGAAAACCCCGCGCUGUUCGCCAGCAACGUCAGAAAGCUCAUGGCCAAGGCGUUGGACCUGCCGCUCAAAGACCUGUCCUUUGAUGACAUUGAGAUCAGCCUAUCGCGCGGCCCUCUGGGCAUAUAUGAUUAUCGCAGCCUCCUAGAGUUCAACCAGCUAAUAUGUCGUUUAGG
This is a messenger RNA of Neolamprologus brichardi, 299 nucleotides long. The record is from RefSeq and is a predicted model, not a curated record. NCBI's taxonomy places the organism in Eukaryota, Metazoa, Chordata, Actinopteri, Cichliformes, Cichlidae.